CUGUCACUUUCGUAAAUAUUUGCACAGUGGGUCGGUGUGUUACUGGGGGACUUUUUCAUCGAAAAGUGUGUGAAAUAGUGCUUGAAAAUGUGCAAAUCGCUGAUUUUGUUCCUAUUGAACAGUAUCGAGUUUCAUAUAUGCGUUUUAAACGAAAAAUCGUCGAUUAAAAAAAGGACUAUGUCAAUAAUGGAUCAUCAGUGACAUAACACAAUCACACUUCCCCAUAUAUCUUAACACACAUACACAAAAAGCAAUAAAAUCUAAUGGCAACUUCAUUAAAAAGAAAUCGUUCGCGACGACGCAUUGCAGCAAUAACAUUUUUAUCAAACAUAUCUCUGGACGGCAGUUACAGAGACACCAGAUUAUCGUUACUGCCCCGCAACGGGGCUAUCAUAAAAAAUUCGGCGCUCCUGGCAGCCACCGACGAGCCGCUGGCCGAGGAGUCGGACGGUCCGGACGACUGCUUCAGCGACACGGACCACUCGAGGGACAAAAUCGUCAACCCCAAGAAAAAACUGCAGAAGUCCAAGCCGCACAAUGUCGACGGACAUUCCUUGAGCUCGGACUCGGAGAGCGUCAUUACCCCCAUUAAAACGAGCCUCGUGGAAUCCGCCAAAAAUAAAGAGCGGAUUAGCGAGACUGCCAAAAUCCGGCAGUCUUUUCCCAAGCGAAUCCACCACCAGGGUUCCGUUGGGAGCGACUCCGACAGGCACCACUAUGGUAGCAGUUCGGAGAGUUUGGGGCCCCCUGUGGCUCGGUGUAAAACCAGCCCCGCGCCGCCCUCAAUCCCAGAAUCGUCGUCUUCGAAGGAGAUCAAGUUCCUCAAAACGGCGAAAAAUUAUCGUUUCAAAGACGAACGAAUCGUCAUGGUGACGUCACGUUAUAUCCCGUUUAUGGUAUGCUCCAUCAUACCAUACAAGAAAAAUAUCAGGAGCGACGCCAAACGGGAAUCCGGAAGGAAGAGAACGACGUCGGGAACUCGGCCGUUGUCUUCGGCCACCGAUGGCCUGGAUCCGUUCGACUCCCUAGGGAUCGAGAAGGGUCCAGAUGGACAGGAAUUUUCCUAUGGGUAUUUAUUGGUACCGACGAAACCGGUGAAGGAAUUUCGCGAAAAGCGACUUAACACGAUUGACGAUCCGACGGAAACGGGACACGUCACCUUUAAUGUGGCGAAGCGGCCACAUCAUGUUUUUGCAAGGACAAAAGUUUUAACCUGGCAACCAGACUACAAAUGGUCCUUUUCGUACGACCAGGCCAGCAUACGGGCCAGUUCGCACGUGACGGCGGCGAGCCCGCCCCCGGACGCCGUCGACGACACGUCACUAACCUCCCUAAUUUAUCACCCCAAUUUGCUAGACGACCCGGAGCUGAUCGCCGGGAAGCACCGAACGUUGCUGACUUUCACGUCGUAUAUGACGUCGGUGAUCGACUACGUGAGGCCCUCUGACUUGAAAAAGGAAAUCAACGACAAGUUCAGGGAGAAGUUUCCUCACAUCCAGCUCACGUUGAGCAAACUUCGAAGUUUGAAGCGCGAGAUGCGCAAAAUCGCCAAAACCGAAUGUAACAUUGAUCUGGUGACCGUAGCUCAAGCGUACGUGUACUUUGAGAAAUUGAUAUUGCGCGGACUUAUUAAUAAACAAAACAGGAAGCUGUGCGCUGGCGCAAGUUUGAUUUUGUCGGCGAAGCUGAACGACGUUAAAGGAGAUGGGCUGAAGACGCUUCUGGAGAAAACCGAAAACACAUUCCGUCUGAACAGGAAAGAGCUUGUGGCGGCCGAAUUCGCUGUUUUGGUAGCAUUGGAGUUCGGGCUUCAUGUACCAACGUGGGAGAUUUUCCCGCACUAUCAGAGAUUGUUAUAUGAAUCUUGACCGAUGCUUUGUAACCUCUUCAGUUCGAUUGCAUGCUCAAGAUAUUUUCAUUUUUAAUAAUCUUGCCAUUCGGAAGUACAAAUUGUCAAUCUCGUGUACUUAAUUUAGACGUCUUACUUAAGUAGGGUAGGCGUGGCUGCGCUAGACAGAAAGGUGGCUGUGAUUGGUCUUGAGAGGUUCCACCUUUCGCACUCAAAGGUCCUAAGACCAGGUGAUAAAAAAUGGUACUUGAAAAGUUUACUUAAUUUAGUCGGUGUGUUCCUUGUUUUUUUUGAUAUAUUGUUAAUUUUGGUUUGUUGUAUUUUUCCAUGAGAUUUUGUAACUAAACUUUCUUACUCAACGCUUAAUAGGUGUAAUUUUAGUGUGCAUUUCCGUGCCAUUAAUAAAAUCUUGUGGACGUA
Molecule: messenger RNA, 2269 nt
Organism: Zophobas morio
Lineage: Eukaryota; Metazoa; Arthropoda; Insecta; Coleoptera; Tenebrionidae
Product: CDK5 and ABL1 enzyme substrate 2-like
Exons: 7
Coding region: 264-1868 (534 amino acids)
Biological process (GO): regulation of cell cycle
Source: RefSeq, a predicted model, not a curated record